Bacillus rossius redtenbacheri is the source of this 1238-nucleotide messenger RNA. RefSeq names its product transmembrane protein 199. Lineage: Eukaryota; Metazoa; Arthropoda; Insecta; Phasmatodea; Bacillidae. The record is from RefSeq and is a predicted model, not a curated record. The coding region runs from base 1 to 609 and encodes 202 amino acids. Gene Ontology annotation, biological process: vacuolar proton-transporting V-type ATPase complex assembly. Gene Ontology annotation, cellular component: endomembrane system. The transcript has 2 exons.
AUGGGCAGCAUCAGAGUGUCUGUGUCGCCGGGGCUGCGCGAAGCGUGCCGGGGUGCGGUCCAGGGCUCCGGGGAUGUGCCGGGAGCCGUUCUGGCAGCGGCAGAGGGGGCCGGGGCCUGGCUGGGCGUGCCGGAGGUGCGCUGGCUGCAGGAGCACCUGCCCCCGGACGUUCACGUGCACGAGCUGUUGCGCGGGUGCGAGGUGUGCCUCCCGGGGCUCCAAGUGCCCCAGCGCGACCCCCAGCUAGAGGCCCGUGUGCUGCGGCUGCGUGCAGAGCAGGCCGCCCGCGAGUACCGCGCCAUGACGCGCAACGUGGACUCUGCCGGCCCGCACCAGUACCACCGUGAUGACUCCCUCGCCUACCAGAUGAAGCAGAUCAACCGGCAGCUGAUAGCCGUAUUCCAGUUCGUGGUGUCCGUAGCAGCCGGCUUUGCAUUUGGCUUUGUGGGCGUGGAGCUCAUGGUGGGGCAGUUGGAGUUUGGGUUCCGCCUGCUGCUCGGCGUGAUGUGCGCGCUCGUGAUCGCGCUGGCCGAGAUGUACUUCCUGGCCAAGAAGCUUAACGAGGACCUGGCCCCACCGCCUGCCCCCGUCAAACAGCAUUCAGAGUAGCUCAUUGUCGGACUACGAGUGUUCUAACGGAACACAAACUGACUAACCAGCUAUGCUGGGAGGAGUGAACUGUUCACAUUUUGUUAUUCCUUAUUAGCUGCUCAAAUGUGAGUACUAACCAAUAGGGCCUUUCCCACUUAGUGAGGACUCGUAAGGAAUACUGAUUUCCCUAGCGUGAUUUGUGCUAAUUUUUAAAUAUAUCCAUUACUAAGCAGUACUUGGUGAGGUUAAAGAACUCUUUAGUGUGUAGUUGAUUGACACACAGGUGCAAGGAAACACAGAAGUUUUAGUGGUUAAUGUCAUGUUAUUGUUUUGAGUUAGUUUCUAGAUAUCUAAUACAAUAUUAUUACAUAUUGAUUAGUAAUAUAGUAUAUAUAUUUAGCACCAUUGUAUUGCAAUAAAAAAUUUGUCUGCUACAUGUACAACAUACUGUAUUACACUUAUUUACAUAAGUUACACUUCAAGACUUUUCAUCAAGGUUGUGAUUACAAGCUUAUGUUUUUAACUAUGAUGUAAUUCAGUGCACUUUUAUAAAUCAUACUGUUUGUCAUUCGAAUGUGAUAUUAGGAUUCACAGCUUUAAAUUUUUGUUGGUUUGAAUAAUUAAAAUACUUGAUUAGAAGAAAAAAA